UAUAUUGCAUUCAAGAUAAGAUGAAUCCUAAUGUGCAUUCUGUGUGCAGCGAUCUAUCCUAUAACAACUUAAGCUCAUCAGUUGAUUCAGAUUCAUUUUGCCAACGCCAACAAAGUAAAUUGAACUUGUUUGGAAGCUCUUCAGAGGACAAUGCUUCUGGAAUUCUUACCUGCACUGUUUGUCAGCGAAAUGUCUCUUCUUUCCAUAUAAAUUGUGGUGGAACUGAAGUAGCGGUUGAUGGAAAAACAUAUGAAAAGGAUACAGAUUCAGCUGGGUCUUCAAGGCUUUUCAUAAGCCGAACUAAUUGGGCAUUUAGCAGCACUGGUGACUUUGUGGAAGAUAAUAGCCCUACAUACAUUUGGACAAAUACUUCGAGGCUCUCUAUGAAGAAUUCCGAGUUGUACAUGAAUGCACGGCUUUCUCCCCUCUCCCUGACUUACUAUGGUUUCUGUCUACAAAAUGGAAAAUACACAGUAAACCUUCACUUUGCAGAGAUCAUGUUUACUGAUGAUGAAACAUAUUCCAGCAUUGGAAGACGCAUAUUUGAUGUUUACAUUCAGGGAAAGCUGGUGCUGAAGGAUUUUAAUAUUGAGCAUGAAGCAGGUGGGGUUGGUAAGGAAACCAUACAAAAUUUUACAGCAGAAGUGACUAAAAGCACAUUAGAUAUACGGUUCUAUUGGGCAGGAAGAGGGACAACUGCUAUCCCUUUUAAAGGAGCAUAUGGUCCUCUCAUUUCAGCCAUUUCUGUGAAUCCUAAUUUUGAUCCAUCAGAGAAUGGGAGUAAUGCAUCUGUAUCAGGAAAGGGAAAUACUAUAUCUGCAGGCGGUAUAGUUGGAAUUGUGGCUGGAGUAGUAUUUGCUAUCAUCCUAAUGCUGGGUAUUCUUUGGUGGAAAGGAUGUCUACAACACAAUAAUACGAUGGAACAUGAUCUGAAGGGUCUAGACCUACAUACUGGUUCAUUUACCUUAAGGCAAAUUAAAGCUGCCACAAAGAAUUUUGAUGUUGCUAAUAAGGUUGGAGAGGGUGGUUUUGGUUCGGUGUACAAGGGCCUUUUAUUGGAUGGCACUGUGAUUGCUGUGAAGCAGCUUUCUUCCAAAUCAAAGCAAGGAAAUCGCGAGUUUGUGAAUGAGAUAGGCAUGAUUUCUGCCUUACAACACCCUAAUUUGGUAAAGCUCUAUGGAUGUUGCAUUGAAGAAGAUCAACUGUUGCUAGUAUAUGAGUACAUGGAAAAUAACAGCCUUGCUCGUGCUUUGUUUGGACCUGAAUGA
This is a messenger RNA of Camellia sinensis, 1268 nucleotides long. NCBI's taxonomy places the organism in Eukaryota, Viridiplantae, Streptophyta, Magnoliopsida, Ericales, Theaceae. The record is from RefSeq and is a predicted model, not a curated record.